Arachis duranensis is the source of this 984-nucleotide messenger RNA. RefSeq lists its product as uncharacterized. The coding region runs from base 1 to 984 and encodes 327 amino acids. NCBI's taxonomy places the organism in Eukaryota, Viridiplantae, Streptophyta, Magnoliopsida, Fabales, Fabaceae. The record is from RefSeq and is a predicted model, not a curated record. Gene Ontology annotation, molecular function: zinc ion binding; nucleic acid binding. The transcript is spliced from 2 exons.
AUGACUGUAAUGGCUCCUUUGGAGAUUCGGAUCUUCUCCGAUCUUGUGAACAAGGCGAGCGUUAUUGAGGAAUGUGCAAGGAUGGUAGCCUCGUCAAGGGACAUUCGUGGAGGAAACAUUAAUCGGGGACAUGGAAAGUACUUUCAGCUUAGGGGUCAGAAUUUUAAGAGAGAAGGAUAUGUGCCUCAAGGUGAAGGAGGCUUCAGAAAGAACACUUAUGAUCAGUUUCAGUAUGCCAAAGGGAGAGGGAAUCAGAGUAAGAUUUCUCCGGAUUUAACUUGUGUUCAUUGUGGGCAUUUUCAUCCGAAUGACUCUUGCAAGAUUGGUAUAGGUGGUUGCUUCAACUGUGGAUCACCAGGUUACAUUGUGAGAGAUUGCACUCGGGGGAAGAAGACUCAGAAUACGGGCCAAAACCAACAAGGUUGGGUGUUUACUGUGAACACCAAUGAUACUGCUAAGGCGGAUCUAUUAAUGAGAGUUGUGACUAGGUCAGGUUAUAGGCAAGUAGGUUUCAAGCUUGAGGGUAGAGACUUUGUGCAUGAUUUGAUUUGCUUACCAAUGGUUGGGUUGGAGAUGAUAUUGGGGUUUUAUUGGUUGUCAAAGAAUCGAGUUUUGUUGGAUUGCUUUAAGCAGUCAAUUCAGUUUAUGCUGGAAGGAGAAAAUGGAGCAGUGAUAGCUGAGGGUUAUUACCUGAACUCUGUAAUGGUGCACUGUAGUGGGGAAGACUGUCAGGAUUAUAUACUAUUGGCUGCAAAUGUGUUAGGUGAUAAUCAGAAGCUAGAUGAAAUCUCGAUAGUUAGAGACUUUCUGAAGGUGUUCCCAAAAGAUAUCCCUGAGUUCUCACCUCAAAUGGAAAUUGAAUUUGCGAUUGAAUUGGUACCAGGAGCCGGACCAGUAUCGAUUGCACCAUAUAAAAUGGCUCCGUUAGAGCUGGCCGAAUUAAAGACUCAGUUUGAAGAGCUUCUGAAUAUGAGGUUCAUUUGA